Molecule: messenger RNA, 5225 nt
Organism: Engraulis encrasicolus (European anchovy)
Lineage: Eukaryota; Metazoa; Chordata; Actinopteri; Clupeiformes; Engraulidae
Product: NACHT, LRR and PYD domains-containing protein 12-like
Exons: 17
Coding region: 1-5016 (1671 amino acids)
Biological process (GO): intracellular signal transduction
Molecular function (GO): protein binding
Source: RefSeq, a predicted model, not a curated record
AUGGAUGACGCCCCAGAGGGUGGAGGUGGUGUGGGUACUAAUCAGACAGGCAGAUCAUAUUCAUCUUCUGCGUCAAUGAAGAAUGAGGAGCCCCUUACUGAGGGACAGCAGGGUUUCAGCACCUACCACGCAGAACCAGAGAAACCCAGGCCAGUGUCUCCAGUGCCCAGCUGUGUAUCCAUGAAGAGUGACCAGUCUAUGCUGCACCCCCUACACUUCAGCAGUGGAUUCCCACAGUCGGACCGAAGACCAGAGAAGCCCAGGCCAGUGUCUCCAGUGCCCAGCUGUGUGUCCAUGAAGAGUGACCGGUCUAUGAUGCACCCCCUACACUUCAGCAGUGGACCUCCACAGUCUGAUACAAAGCCGUUGUCUCCAGUGCCCAGCUGUGUGUCUAUGAAGAGUGACCGGUCUAUGCUGCACCCCCUACACUUCAGCAGAGACCCUCCACAGUCUGGCCCAAGACCAGAGAAGCCCAGGCCAGUGUCUCCAGUGCCCAGCUGUGUAUCCAUGAAGAGUGACCGGUCUAUGAUGCACCCCAUACACUUCAACAGUGGACCUCCACAGUCUGAUACAAAGCAAGAAAUGGCCAGGCCGUUGUCUCCAGUGCCCAGCUGUGUGUCUAUGAAGAGUGACCAGUCUAUGCUGCACCCCCUACACUUCAGCAGAGACCCUCCACAGUCUGGCCCAAGACCAGAGAAGCCCAGGCCAGUGUCUCCAGUGCCCAGCUGUGUAUCCAUGAAGAGUGACAAGUCUAUGCUGCACCCCCUACACUUCAGCAGUGGACCUCCACAGUCUGAAACAAAGCAAGAAAUGCCCAGGCCGUUGUCUCCAGUGCCCAGCUGUGUGUCUAUGAAGAGUGACUGGUCUAUGCUGCACCCCCUACACUUCAGCAGAGACCCUCCACAGUCUGACCCAAGGAACAGUCUAACCCAGUAUCAGUCCAGGUGUGGUGUGUGUGGUCUUCAGCUACUGAGUUCCCCAGUCAUCACCACCUGUGGACACAGUUUCUGCAGCCAGUGUAUCAGCAGCUACUGGAGCCAGUCUGGUCCAUCAGGAGACUACAGCUGUCCCCAGUGCAGACAGAGAUGCAGAAUUCAAGCUGUUAUCAAUCCCGACACAACCAUGGCACAACCCCUCCUGCAUUCACAUGGGCCUAUAGUACAAACUCUUCCAUACACAAGCAUAGUGCAACCCAAUGUAUACCCCUCUGCGUAUAUUGCGCCCCCUAACCUAUACCUCUCUCAAGCCGCUGUACAAUCUACUGUAAGCCCAUCUGCAACCAUGGUACAGCCUACUGUAAAUCCUAAUGCAAUCAUAACACAACCUUCUACAAAUCUUUCUGCAUCCAUGGGACAACAUGCGCUAUACCAUUCUGCAACCGUGACACAACCCACUGAAAACCCAUCUGCAACCAUGCAAGAUCCUUCCCUUUACCACCACAAUAAAAUGCUGGAACUGCAUCUCUCCAGACCUCCAUCAUUGCCCCACGUGUCUCCAUACCAACAUGCAUACCUGCAGCAGCAUCCUCUAUACUCAGAGAUGGGACAGGAUUGUCUAAAUCCACAUUUGCCUAUGGCACAGUCCUCUCCACAGCCUCCUGAAGUCAUUGCACAGUAUCCUCCACACUCAAACUCAGAGAUGUGGCAGGAUCCUCUACAUCCUCACAAGCGUGCAGCACAGCCUUCUCCACAGCCUCCUUUAGUUCAGCACACAGCAGCCAGCAAUCACGUCCUGACUGAUCAUGCUCCAGCUAAAAGGGCAAGACUAGCAGGCAACUGUGACCUCAAUGGUGUACUGAUGAGCCAUAAAGCCAAAAUGAAGAAGAGGUUUGAAAGUAUAUCUGAAGGCAUCAUAAGGCAGGGGACCCAAACACUCCUGAACAAGAUCUACACAGAGCUCUACAUUACUGAAGGAGAGAGUGAAGACGUGAAUAACGAGCAUGAAGUUUGGCAGGUAGAAGCAGCAUCCAGACCACAAACUACAGAUGACACAGCCAUCAACUGCAAUGACAUCUUCAACCCUGUACCUGGACAGGAGGAACACAUAAGAACUGUCAUGACAAAGGGGAUAGCUGGCAUCGGAAAAACAGUCUCAGUGCAGAAGUUCAUCCUUGACUGGGCAGAAGGCAAUGCUAAUCAGGAUGUGGAUUUCAUGUUUGUGCUUCCAUUUCGUGAGUUAAAUUUGGUCAAAGAUUCCCAAUACAGUCUUCACAGGCUCCUGCUUGGCUUCCACCCUGAGCUUAGUGAGUUGGACAAUAGUGAAUACAAAGAUUGCAACAUCAUAUUCAUCUUUGAUGGUCUGGAUGAGAGUCGACUUCAACUGGAUUUUCAAAAGAACCAGCAGUUUUCUGAUGUAACAAAACUGUCACCCGUGGAUGUGCUGAUGACAUGCCUCUUUCAAGGAUCCCUGCUUCCUUCAGCUCGAAUCUGGAUAACCUCCAGACCAGCAGCAGCCAGUCAGGUUCCUUCCCAGUAUGUGGAUCGGGUGACAGAAGUACGAGGGUUCAGUGACCCACAGAAGGAAGAGUACUUCAGGAAGAGGCUCAGUGACCACAGCCUAGCCGAUAGAAUCAUCACACACAUUAAAGCAUCCAGAAGCCUCUUCAUUAUGUGCCACAUGCCAGUCUUCUGUUGGAUUGCCGCCACUGUCCUUCAGCAGAUACUGCAAGAAGACGAUGGAAGGGAAGCCCCCAAAACCCUGACAGAGAUGUUCAUACACUUCCUGCUCAUCCAGACCACCAGGAAGCAACAGAAGUAUCAAGAGGAAACUGAAGCAGAUAGACAGAGGCUUCUAGAAUCCCACAAGAGUGUCAUUCUGAAACUGGCAGAGCUGGCCUUCACACACCUGGAGAAUGGCAAUCUCAUGUUCUAUGAAGACGACCUGAGAAAGUGUGGCAUUGAUGUCAGUGAAGCAUCAGUGUACUCUGGAAUGUGCACUGAGAUCUUCAGGGAGGAAUGUGUGUUUGAGCAUCAGAAGGUCUACUGCUUUGUCCAUUUGAGCAUCCAAGAGUUUCUGGCUGCUCUGCAUGUGUUCUCAUCUUAUCUAAAUAAGAAUUCGGAGGUCUUGGGACAGUUUGUGAAAAGAAAGGACAGCAUAACAGCAUUGCCACUUGAUGAGCUGUUGAAGAGUGCAGUGAACAAAGCUUUGGAAAGCAAGAAUGGACAUCUUGAUUUGUUUGUUCGUUUCCUUCAUGGCAUUUCACUGGAGCUGAAUCAGAUACUCUUGCUUGGCCUCCUGACACACACCCACAGCAGCCCAGAGAGUGUGAAGAAAACAAUCAAGAACCUGAAGGUGAUGCAGAGACCAAACAUCUCCCCUGAGAGGUGCAUCAACCUCUUCCACUGCCUGGUUGAAAUGCAUGACUCGUCUGUCCAUGAUGAAAUACAGGCUUACCUCAAGGCAGAGAAGGGAUCAGUCAAACAGCUUUCACUGGCUCACUGUUCUGCACUGGCACACGUGCUUCUGAUGUCUGAUGGGGUGAUGGAUGAGUUUGAUCUUAGAAAAUACAAAUCCUCUCCAGAGGGUAUCAGGAGACUAGUCCCAGUUAUACGAUGCUGCAGAAAAGCUAUACUUUCUGGCUGGAAGCUAACAGAGGCAUCAUGUGAGACUGUGGUGUCAGCUCUGCAGUCUGCAAAUUCCCCCCUAAGAGAGCUGGACCUGAGUCAGACUCACCUGCAGAAUUUUUCAUUACAGAAGUUAUUGUCUGCUCUUCAGAGUCCACAUUGUAAACUGGAGACAUUGAGACUGUCUGGUUGUCAGCUCACUGAUACAUGCUGUGAGGUUGUGGCCAAUGCUCUGCAGUCAGCAAACCCCCUGCUGGAGAUGGACCUGAGUAACAAUGCCUUGGGAGAUUCUGGAGUUGAAUUCAUCUGUAAGGGACUGUCUAGUCCUCACUGUAAGCUGCAGACAUUAAGACUAUCUGGUUGUCAGAUCACUGAUACAUCCUGUGAGGUUGUGGCCAAUGCUCUGCAGUCAGCAAACCCCCUGCUGGAGAUGGACCUGAGUAACAAUGCCUUGGGAGAUUCUGGAGUUGAAUUCAUCUGUAAGGGACUGUCUAGUCCUCACUGUAAGCUGCAGACAUUAAGGCUCAACCGGUGUGACCUCUCCAAAGCCAGCUGUGACAUGAUGGCAUCAGUGCUGCAGUGGCCAUCUUCCCCUCUGCGAGAACUGGACAUGAGUGACAACGACCUGCAGGACGGAGGAGUGGAGCUGCUCUGUGUGGGACUGAGACAUCCACAAUGCAAACUAGAGACACUCAGAUUGUCUGUUUGUCAGAUCUCAUCCAAGGGUUGUUCUUUCCUGGCGUCUGCCCUCAAAUCAAACCCCUCCUACCUAAAGGAGCUUGAUCUUACCUACAAUCACCCAGGAAACUCAGGUGUCAGGGAACUCACAGACAGACUGAAUGAACCCAACUGUAAACUAGAGACUCUCAGGUUUGAUCAUGGAGGAGAAUGUAGAAUGAAACCAGGACCCAGAAAAUAUGCCUGUGAGCUGACACUGGACCCCAACACAGCACACAGACGCCUCUCUCUCUCUGAGGGGAACAGGAAGGUAACACUUGGGCAGCUGCAGCAGCAGUAUCCUGACCACCCAGACAGAUUUGACUCCAGGCUUCAGGUGCUGUGUAGAGAGGGUCUGACUGGACACUGCUACUGGGAGGCUGAGUGGAGUGGUGAUGGGCCUGAGAUAGCAGUGGCAUAUAAAAGUAUCCAGAGGAAAGGAAGGGGGGAUGACGGCUUGUUUGGAGAGAAUGACAAGUCCUGGAGACUGAACUGCAGUAGUAACAGUUACACUGCCCGGUAUGAUAGUAAGAGUACUGAAAUACCCUCCCCCUCCCCCCGCUCCAGCAGAGUAGGAGUGUACCUGGACUGGCCAGCAGGCACUCUGUCCUUCUACAGCGUCUCCUCUGACACACUCACCCACCUGCACACGUUCCACUCCACAUUCACUCAGCCCCUCUAUCCUGGGUUUCUGGUUUAUUAUGGCUCCUCAGUGUCCCUGUGCCAGAUCACAUGAGCUCCUGCUGCUGCUCAUGACACACACACACACACACACACACACACACACACACACACACACACACACACACACACACACACACACACACACACACACACACACACACACACACACACGUUUUGGCUUCCUGCUGAUGGCUCCUCAGUUUCCCUGACUGUGCCAGAUCACAUGAGCUCCACCUUCUACACGACACACUCCUAGGUGCU